Molecule: messenger RNA, 1590 nt
Organism: Monomorium pharaonis (pharaoh ant)
Lineage: Eukaryota; Metazoa; Arthropoda; Insecta; Hymenoptera; Formicidae
Source: RefSeq, a predicted model, not a curated record
UUUCUACCUUUAUCGAUGAAGCAAAAUUAUUGUAUGAAAAUGGUAUCGAAGUAACUAAUUUAAAAAAUGAAUCGAUUAUUGUAAAAUUUUGUCCAUUAGCUUACUGUGUAGACUCUGUAUGUCGACCAAUCUUGCAAAAUAGAAUGCAAUUUAAUGGGUAUUAUGGUUGUAGCUGGUGUUACCAUCCAGGAUGUUAUGUUAAAGAAGUUUCAGGUAUUAGAUAUCCUUUACGAGAUAUCGAUCCCGAAUUAAGAUCUCAUGAAAGUCAUUUAAAGGAUAUAAAAACUGUUACUUUAUCAAAUAAACGUCAAGAGAGAGGAGUAAAAGGAAAUACUGCUUUAAUUCAAAUUCCAUGUAUAGAUAUCGUGUGGUCCUUUUCUUUUGACUAUUUACAUACUAUCCUUUUUGGUAUUGAGCAGCAGUUAUACAAUAAGUGGACAUGCCCAAAAUCACAAUCAAUGUUUAAAUUACGUAAUGCGGAUGUCAAAGCUAUUAAAAAACGUCUGUUAUCUAUUACACCUACCCAGGAUAUACAUCGACUUCCACGAUCACGAAAAGAAAAGUUAAAAGGUGCUGAAGUGAAAACAUGGAUAUUAGUCUACAGUCUACCAUGUUUGGAAGAUAUCCUUCAUGAUACAGCUCUUAAACAUUAUUCAUUACUCGUCAGAAUUUUGUACACUUUAUUAAAAACAACAAUCACCGAAGAAGAAUUAGUACAAUGCGAAUAUGACGCCCUAAAGUUUGUUGGUUAUUAUCAGGUUUAUUACGGAGUUGAAAGUAUGACAUUUAAUGUUCAUAUUUUAUUGCAUGUUGUACAAUCAGUUAGGCAAACUGGUCCUCUUUGGAACAAUUCGACUUUUCCGUUUGAAGGAAAUAUUUUUCAAUUAAAGCAAUUGAUAAAUGGUCCUAACAAGAUGGAUCAGCAAAUAGCGAGGAAACACUUACAACAAUUACAUUUCAAAACAGGAAAUGUUAAUUACUCGUCAAAUAUUAUUAAAAAUUAUUGUACUGAUAUAUUUAGGCAUAAAAAUUUGUCAACUUAUUUUUAUUGUGGUGAAGAUGUUGUUUUUACGGGAGCAAGCUACUCCAAGAAAAUUGAUGGACAAUAUUGCCGUGUAUUUAAAAAAUGUAUUUAUAACGGUAAAGUUUUCCAUAGUAUAAAAUAUACAAAAGUAAAACGUACUAAUGAUACAAUGAUACAAUUAAAAUCAGGACAUUUUGGUCGGAUAAUAGAUAUUAUAGAAAAAGAAAACAAAUGCUAUCUUGCACUUUCAAAAAUUGUUACAUUUUCAGAAGAUCCUUUUAUUGUAACGCACAUAAAAAAAAUUAGAACCGAAGAUUUUCAAAAUUAUAAAAUUGUUCCUAUUACAGAUGUACUUUCAAAAAUAAUUUCUGUAAACAUUAAUAAUCUUGAAUUUUUAUGCAAAUUACCAAAUACUUUUGAAAUACAAUGAUAUGUUUCCCAAAACUGUUUAAAAUAUGUUUAACUGUACAAUAUGUAAUAUUAAAUGUUAAUUACAUUAUGAAAUAUGUAUAAAUAAUGUAUAUUAUACAUAAAAUAUACAAUAUUGUAAUUAUUAUGUAACAUUA